Messenger RNA from Chenopodium quinoa (quinoa), 2454 nucleotides. RefSeq lists its product as uncharacterized. Gene Ontology annotation, molecular function: 5'-tyrosyl-DNA phosphodiesterase activity; single-stranded DNA binding. Bases 538 to 2250 code for a protein of 570 amino acids. The transcript is spliced from 5 exons. Gene Ontology annotation, biological process: double-strand break repair. The record is from RefSeq and is a predicted model, not a curated record. Gene Ontology annotation, cellular component: cytoplasm; PML body. NCBI's taxonomy places the organism in Eukaryota, Viridiplantae, Streptophyta, Magnoliopsida, Caryophyllales, Amaranthaceae.
CCAAGGGCCAAGGUCAUUAGUAAUAUGGUAUACAUAAAGCGAGCACUUCGUUAUAAAGGUUUGCUAAGAAAUCCUCUCAUAACAUAUUUACAUCAUCUUUUGGAAAAGGAAGGGAUCGAAAAUUGACAAUCCUCAUGGCUUCUGAUUCUCACAAACACUUUUUAUAGUUCUCCCUCUAUAUCGGAGUGGCUAAAAACUAAAAAGGUAGUUGAAGAAGAAAUUAUAUGUCACACCUACUCAUUCGACUAUUUGCAAAUCUACAAUCGAAAAAUUUGAUCAUAUAUGGAUUUCACUUCAGCUCCUAAUUUUCUUUUGUCAUCAAAUAUUAGCUCAGCUCCAAUCAUUUCAGUUAAGUUCAAUAAAUGUGAACAUAUCCUUAACGAAUACUGUAUAUGUUAAAUUAAACCAUACAAGUACAUUUUUUCCUAUCAAGUACAUAAUACUUGCAAUUUUCCAUUAUAUAGCCCAUGACCAAAAAAUGCCUUUUUAAUAAAAAAAAAAAAAAAAAUCCCAUAAUUAAAAACAUUCAAAAUUCAAAUGUUGUUCACUCUUCUUCGACCUCAACUCUCUUCUUCUUCCCUCCCUCAUCUUCUUCAAAUUCAACCCACCAAAAACCCUAACAAAACCCUUAAAAUCCCUAAUCUCAAAUUCAAAUUGCUCUUUCCUUUUUCAUCAAUCAUGUCUUCUUCAUCUUCUUGGGCUUGCUCUAAAUGCACUUUUCUCAACCCAUCUUCCCAAAAAUCAAACUGCCAAAUUUGCCAAACCCCAUUUUCUCUCUCCUCUUCUUCAUCACCCUCCAAAUGGGCUUGUAAAGCUUGCACCUUUCUCAAUUCUUACAGUCUUUCAAAUUGUGAAAUUUGCGACACUCGAUCCAAUUUACAACAAUUGGAUUCUAUUGACCCGGAUGAUGAUGAUCUUUCCGGAGUUUCUUCUGUGGGUUCAGUGUUUUUUCCAUUGCGCCGUUGUAAUUCGGGUCGGGUUCAAGAACCGGAUGAUUUGGGUAUUAAAGAAAACGGUCAAUCUCAAAUGGGUGUUGCUCAAUUUGCUGAUCAAGUUGUUCAUUUGGGUGGGCUUCGGAAUUCGGGUUCUAAUAAGCGUAAAUUUCAUGACCUAGGUUCUGAUAACGCUGAUGCCGUCAGUUGUCUUACUACAAAGAAAGAAGAAAAGACUGUUGCAACUAAGAGUUCAGAGUUGGCAAAGAUUGCUGACAGUGCUGUGGGCAAUGUCUCAUUCAAGAGGAAACUCUGUGAUUUAGGUGGUUUUAUUGAGAAACCCAUCAUAUUAGAUGGCUUUCGCGGAGUUAAAUCUUCCAGGAAGAUUGUUUCAGUUGAAGAUUCUGAAAAUGGCUUUGACUUAGCGAAGGUUGGAAAGGCCAAAGCAGGUACUUCAGAUUCCAAGGAAAUAGCUGAAGAUACUGAAAUUGAGGAAGUUUCAGGUGUGAUAAAGAUCCUUUCUUACAAUGUGUGGUUCAAAGAAGAAUUAGAGGUGCAUAAAAGGAUGCAAGCAAUUGGUGACCUUAUUGAGCUACACUCUCCAGAUGUUAUUUGUUUUCAGGAGGUCACUCCCAAUAUCUAUGACAUUUUUCGAACUUCUGCGUGGUGGAAGAAGUAUCAGUGUUCUGUCACCUAUGAAAGGGCAUCCUCUGAGAUGUACUAUUGCAUUCAGUUGGCCAAACUUCCUGUAAAAUCAUUCCGCUGUAAACCAUUUAGUAACUCACAAAUGUGCAGAGAUUUGGGUGUAGCUGAAAUCGUAGUGAAUCAGAACAAGUCGCUGGUGGUUGCUACUAGCCAUCUUGAGAGUCCUACCCCAGGACCCCCAACAUGGGAUCAAAUGAACAGUAAGGAAAGGGUUGAACAGGCAAAGGAGGCCAUAAACCAGCUUAAAAGACAUCCGAAUGUCAUAUUCUGUGGUGAUAUGAACUGGGAUGAUAAUCUUGAUGGCAAAUUUCCAUAUUUGGAAGGAUGGUUUGAUGCUUGGGAGAGGCUGAGACCUGCUGAGAUGGGAUGGACAUACGAUACUAAGUCCAACAAUAUGUUGUCUGGAAACCGUAAAUUGCAAAAACGGCUUGACAGAUUUAUUUGCCACUUGACUGAUUUUAAGAUCAUCAGCAUAGAUAUGAUUGGAACUGAGGCAAUACCAGGUGUGACAUUCAGCAAACAGAAGAAACUGAAGAACAGGAUUCAAGAAUUGAUUCUUCCAGUUUUUCCUAGUGAUCACUUUGGUUUACUUUUGACCAUUACUUGCAGUUAAGUAGUACGAUGGCCAAAAUUUUGUAUAGGACAGCAGGGUUAUAUCUUACUACGCCAAUUUUUCCCUUUCUCCAUGAAUGUUGGCGUUGCUUAGGCAGCUUUUUUGUAUAGCCGGAAUGGAUGCAUUUUUGCAGAGAUUUGUGCUCUGAGAUCUUGUACAUGAAUCUUCAGAGAGAUUAAAAUGAAUGAUUUUAAUUUUUUUCAA